Periophthalmus magnuspinnatus is the source of this 4830-nucleotide messenger RNA. RefSeq names its product protocadherin Fat 3. Gene Ontology annotation, biological process: homophilic cell-cell adhesion. The record is from RefSeq and is a predicted model, not a curated record. Gene Ontology annotation, molecular function: calcium ion binding. Gene Ontology annotation, cellular component: plasma membrane. The transcript is spliced from 3 exons. Lineage: Eukaryota; Metazoa; Chordata; Actinopteri; Gobiiformes; Gobiidae. Bases 1 to 4830 code for a protein of 1609 amino acids.
AUGGCUUCAUUGAAGACAGUCGUUCACAGAGGGCAGUGGCUCGGCCUGGUUCUUUGUCUCUUUGCGCUGAGGUCCGUGUCUGGACAGGCUCGUUACUCCGUUCCUGAGGAGCAGGCGGAGGGAUCUUUCGUUGGAAAUAUUGCUGGAGAUUUGGGAAUAGAUGUAAAAAGGCUGGUCUCAGGAAACGCUCGCAUUGUGACAAAAGAAAGUCGACAAUAUGUGGAUUUAAAUCGAGACAAAGGCAUCCUUGUUGUUAAAGAGCGAAUCGACCGAGAGGAGCUGUGUGAGAAAACAACGCCCUGCAGUUUUAGUUUUGAGGUGAUUCUGGAGAAUCCAAUUCAGCUGUAUCGAGUCACUGUGGAGGUAACAGAUGUGAACGAUAAUACUCCAGCUUUUCCAAAAGAUGAAAUCGUUUUAAAAAUAGUGGAAACUGCUGCUUUAGGGACACGCUACGCGUUAGAACGAGCGGAUGAUUCAGAUGUAGGUAUCAAUGACAUUCAAAAAUACAUCCUGAAACCCUCGGAUCAUUUUAAACUUAAAAUGCAAACACAGUCUGACGGGAGUCAGGUUGUGGAGAUGGUUUUGGAAACGCCUUUAGAUCGAGAGAAACAGGAGGAGCACACUCUGAUUUUGGUUGCUUCAGAUGGAGGCGCACCUCAGAGAUCAGGAACAGCACGUAUUCACAUCACUGUGCUAGACGCGAACGAUAAUGCACCAGUCUGUAGUAAACAGGUUUAUAAAGCUGAGGUUCAGGAAAACUCUGCACUUGGCACUGUGGUCACCACCGUCAGCGCCAAUGACGCAGAUAAAGGGAUAAAUGGUGAAGUUACUUAUUCAUUUGCUCACGUCAGUAAAGAGGCCAAGCAGCUGUUUGAUGUAAAUGCCAAAACAGGUGAAAUUACAGCGAUUGGUAAUCUGGAUUAUGAAAAGUCCAAAUCUUAUCAAUUAAAUGUCUUGGCCAGUGAUCACGGAGGCUAUUCAGACACGUGCAAAGUUAUUAUCCAAAUAACUGACGUGAAUGAUAACUCGCCUGUUAUUCAGCUCAUGUCAUUUUCAAGCACAAUCUCUGAAGAUGCUCCUCCAGGCACAACUUUAGCUGUGAUUAAUGUUCAUGACGAUGACUCCGAGAGAAACGGUGUAGUAGAAUGUUCUAUUAGUUCUGAUUUACCUUUUAAAAUUGAAUCUUCAUUGUCUGGUUAUUAUACAAUAGUUACUGAUGACGUGUUAGACAGAGAGAGUGUCUCAGAAUAUAAUAUUACUCUAUCAGUGACUGACCAAGGCUCCCCGCCGCUUUCAAACAGAAAAACUAUUCAGGUCAAAGUUUCUGACGUCAAUGACAACUCCCCAAAGUUUGACGAAUCAGAAUAUAGAAGAACAAUACCUGAGAAUAACUCACCUGGGUUUUCUAUAUUCACUGUACGUGCGACUGAUGCAGACUGGGGUCAGAACGCGCGGGUUUCAUACUUCCUGGAGGAAAUGGAAAUUAAUGGUGCGUCUCUGUCUUCUUUGGUGUCCGUGAAUUCAGAAAGUGGCGUGAUUUCUGCAGCAAAAUCCUUUGAUUAUGAGCAAAUAAAGAAGUUUAACUUCAACGUAACAGCUCGUGAUGCUGGCUCUCCUCCUCUGAGCUCAGUGGUGCCAGUUAAGCUCCUGGUUCAGGACCAGAACGACAACGCCCCUCAGGUGCUGUACCCAGUCCAGACUGGGGGCUCUCUGGUGGCUGAGAUGGUGCCUCGUUCAGCAGAUGUGGGCUAUCUGGUCACUAAAGUGGUGGCUGUGGAUGUGGACUCUGGACAGAAUGCCUGGCUCUCCUAUAAACUGCAGAAAGCCGCAGACAGGGCGCUGUUUGAAGUGGGCUCACAGAAUGGAGAAAUAAGAACUAUCCGCCAAGUGACUGAUAAAGAUGCAGUGAAACAGAGACUGACUGUUAUAGUGGAGGACAACGGGCAGCCCUCUCGUUCAGCUACAGUCAUUGUUAACGUGGCGGUGGCGGACAGCUUUCCUGAAGUACUGUCUGAGUUCACUGACUUUACGCACGACAAGGAGUACAAUGACAACCUGACUUUUUACUUAGUGCUGGCUCUGGCUGUAGUCUCCUUUCUGUUCAUCACGUGUGUAGUGGUCAUUAUAUCAGUGAAAAUCUACAGAUGGAGACAGUCUCGCAUCCUGUAUCACUCCAAUCUGCCAGUGAUCCCAUACUAUCCUCCACGUUACUCAGACACUCUGGGCACAGGGACCCUCCCACACGUGUACAAUUACGACACGUGCAGGACCACAGACUCCAGAAAGAGUGACUGUAAGUUUGGCAGAGCUGGUAGUCAGAACGUGCUGAUAAUGGAUCCCAGUUCAACAGGGACGAUGCAGCGGAUACAGAGUGAGAAGAGCAUCCUGGACGAACCAGACUCUCCUCUAGAGGUUAGACAGAUUUCGAAAAUAACUGCAUUGAACGGAACAAUGAAACGGCGAGUCGUGCUAAUUGUGACCCUCUUUUCUUUCUGCCCUGUGCUUGGGCAAGUCAGCUACUCCAUCCCCGAGGAAAUGGCACCGGGUUCUGUUGUCGGUAACGUAGCUCAGGAUUUGGGUUUGGACAUCAAAAGACUCGAGUCUGGAAAGGCCCGCGUUUUUACAGGAGAUGGAACGGCGUGUAUUGAGCUGAACAGAGAAAGAGGAGUGCUUUUGAUGAAGGAUAGGAUAGACAGAGAGAUGCUUUGUCGACAAGUGACGCCCUGUGCUCUGCAUUUUCAGAUUUUAUUGGAGAAUCCUAUGGAGUUUUACCGUGUGACUGUGGAAAUUUUGGAUGUUAAUGAUAACCCGCCCGUCUUUAUGAACAGUAAUGUAAAUUUCAAUAUUAGUGAAUCUGCUUUAGUAGGCACAUCCUUUACGUUGGAUACCGCAACCGAUUUAGACGUAGGAGAUAACAGUUUAAAAUCGUAUUUUAUUAAACCCAGUGACACAUUUUCCAUUAAAAUGAACGGAGAUGAAGACACUAGAAAUGUUGAAAUGGUUUUAAAUGCGCCUUUAGACAGAGAGAAAACAGAUCACCUGUCGUUAGUUCUUACAGCAGUAGACGGAGGAGAGCCCCAGAUGUCGGGAACAAUGCAAAUACGCGUCACAGUUUUAGACUUUAAUGACAACGCUCCCGUGUUUUCACAGCCUGUGUAUAAAGCAGCGAUUAAAGAAAAUGCACCGCUGGGCACUCUUGUUGUUAAAGUCACUGCUACAGAUGCAGACCAUGGAUCUAAUGGUGAAAUUAUAUAUUCGAUUACAAAUGUGGCAAAAGAAAUACGUGGACUAUUUGUAAUAAAUAGAGAAAGUGGUGAGGUUACAUUAAAUGGGAAGACUGACUAUGAGAUAUCCAAACAGUAUCAGAUUAAUGUCAGGGCGAGUGACCAUGGGGGAUUGACUGGCUCUUGUAAAUUAAUAGUAGAUGUAUUAGACUUAAACGAUAAUCGUCCGAAUAUUUAUAUCAUGACUAAAUCAAACGUGAUAUCCGAGGACGCAAAACCGAACACUGCAGUGUCUAUGAUUAAAGUAGAAGAUGUCGAUUCGGCUGAAAAUGGAAGAGUAAAUUGUUUCAGUGAGAACGAUGAUCGCUUUAUACUUAAGUCAAAAACUGCUAAUUUUUAUACAUUGGAAACAGAUAAUGAAUUGGACCGAGAGUUAACCUCUGAGUAUAAUAUCACUAUCACGUGUUCAGAUGAGGGCGUGCCCUCUCUCUCCAGCAGCGUCACUCUCACAUUACACAUCUCUGACGUGAAUGACAACGCGCCUGUCUUUGACAGGAGCUCGUAUGAGGCCUACAUUGUAGAAAACAACAGCCCGGGUCUCUCUAUAUUCACAGUGAAAGCCACAGACGCUGACUGGAACCAGAACGCGCGUGUCUCUUACAUACUGGAGGACUCCUCUGUUAACGGAGUGCCAGUCUCCUCAUAUGUGUCCGUUAGUGCAGAUAGUGGAGUCAUCCAUGCAGUGCGCUCCUUUGACUACGAGCAGAUCAAGGAUUUCCAGUUGUGCGUCAAAGCGCAGGACGGAGGCUCUCCUCCUCUCAGCAGCAACGUGACUGUGAAAAUCCUGGUUCAGGACCAGAACGACAACGCCCCUCAGGUGCUGUACCCAGUCCAGACUGGGGGCUCUCUGGUGGCUGAGAUGGUGCCUCGUUCAGCAGAUGUGGGCUAUCUGGUCACUAAAGUGGUGGCUGUGGAUGUGGACUCUGGACAGAAUGCCUGGCUCUCCUAUAAACUGCAGAAAGCCGCAGACAGGGCGCUGUUUGAAGUGGGCUCACAGAAUGGAGAAAUAAGAACUAUCCGCCAAGUGACUGAUAAAGAUGCAGUGAAACAGAGACUGACUGUUAUAGUGGAGGACAACGGGCAGCCCUCUCGUUCAGCUACAGUCAUUGUUAACGUGGCGGUGGCGGACAGCUUUCCUGAAGUACUGUCUGAGUUCACUGACUUUACGCACGACAAGGAGUACAAUGACAACCUGACUUUUUACUUAGUGCUGGCUCUGGCUGUAGUCUCCUUUCUGUUCAUCACGUGUGUAGUGGUCAUUAUAUCAGUGAAAAUCUACAGAUGGAGACAGUCUCGCAUCCUGUAUCACUCCAAUCUGCCAGUGAUCCCAUAUUAUCCUCCACGUUACUCAGACACUCUGGGCACAGGGACCCUCCCACACGUGUACAAUUACGACACGUGCAGGACCACAGACUCCAGAAAGAGUGACAUUAAAUACAUGCAGCCGAUGAGUCAAAGUUUGGUCAGUGUGGAUGACGUCGGUGCUGAUUCUGCGCAGAAUGGACAUCAGAGAUCAACUAACUCUACAUUGAUCGUAUAUUACUAA